This is a messenger RNA of Dendroctonus ponderosae (mountain pine beetle), 572 nucleotides long. RefSeq names its product lysocardiolipin acyltransferase 1. Gene Ontology annotation, cellular component: endomembrane system. NCBI's taxonomy places the organism in Eukaryota, Metazoa, Arthropoda, Insecta, Coleoptera, Curculionidae. Gene Ontology annotation, molecular function: acyltransferase activity. The record is from RefSeq and is a predicted model, not a curated record.
GCUAUCUUCUUUUUGUGCCUCUGACGUUACUCCAGAUAUUCACUACCAAGUUUCAUAGAAGGAUUCUGGACCUGUUGGUCACCUACUGGCAAUAUUACGUGACAACUUUGCUCUUCCUGUUGAAGUGCCAUGUUCACGUUACUGGAGAUCCGAUCAAGUCGGAUGAAAUCUCCCUGGUGAUCUCAAACCAUCGCACCAGAGUGGACUGGAACUUUUUGUGGGCGGUGAUGUACCAUGCAGUCGAGGGGAAGAACCGCUGGUGGUACAGUACCAAGUUCAUCCUCAAAAAGUCCAUCCAGAAUAUUCCUGCGGCGGGGUGGGUGAUGCAGAUGGCAAUGUAUGUGUUUAUCAAUCGGACGUGGGAUGAGGACAAGUCUGUCCUGGACAACUACAUUGAGUAUGUGGACAGAAUGGAUUACAAGCAUCUGCUGAUUCUGUUCCCAGAGGGCACAGACUUGACGCCGAAAACCAUCGAAAGCAGCAAUCGCUUUGCGGCACUGAACAAGUUACCUGUGAGUAAACAUGUAAAAUGGUCUGUUGACCGACUGGUCAGUUUUUGAAGUGAUAACUUU